AGGAGCUCCUUGUGUUGCCUGGAGCUGACCCUCGGGGCGGCUCCUGAUUGGCUGACGUUGACCCCGCGCCGACCCUCUCCAUAGAUACCGAGUCCUACCGACCGGCCGCCAUUUUGAAGCCAGUGGCUGUGACCGGAGCCUUGUGGCCGGAGGCGGCGGCUGCUGCUGCUGGGCAGCGGGAGGAGGAACUCACCGAGCGGACAAAGCGAAGCCGGCUGACAGAGCACCGAGCCUUGGUCUUGUUCAAGCGGUCUUAAACUUUGUUCGCGUUCUCUCUGUCCGGCCGGCCGCCCGCCUGCCCGCCGUGCUUUUGUGAUCGCCGCCGGGAUGAGUGACUCGGAGAAUAGGACGGACGGCGUCGAGCUGAAGAAGGAGGGCGGCAGCGUGCUCAACAGGAUGAAGAGCAGGAAAAACCCGGAGCCCGAGGGUCUGACCCCCAUCACCGAGGCCGAGCUGCUGCAGCAGGACUCCAUCAACCCUUUCAAUGUGUUGUGUCUGCAGAGCGCCACCGAGACUUACUUGUGCAAACCUGAAGACAACAUUUACAACAUCGACUUUACACGAUUUAAGAUUCGCGACAUGGAAUCUGGCACUGUUUUGUUUGAGAUUGCCAAACCACCAGCGUCAGAGCAAGAGGAUGAUAUUGAUGAUGAGAAUGGUGAAAUGGAUUCCAGCUCAGGACGUUUUGUUCGUUAUCAGUUUACUCCUGCCUUUUUGAGACUGAGAACAGUUGGUGCAACGGUGGAAUUUACAGUUGGAGACAAGCCCAUAAACAACUUCAGGAUGAUUGAAAGACAUUACUUCAGGGAGCGGUUGCUGAAAAGCUUCGAUUUUGAUUUUGGAUUCUGUAUUCCAAACAGCAGAAAUACAUGCGAGCAUAUAUAUGAAUUCCCACAACUUUCUGAAGACACCAUUCAAGAGAUGGUGGACAAUCCUUAUGAUACACGGUCUGACAGUUUUUACUUUGUGGACAGCAAGCUGAUUAUGCACAACAAGGCAGAUUACGCAUAUAAUGGAGGACAGUAGUGGAACUGUUUAAAAUGAAUAUAUUUCAGCAAUGAUUCAGCUCAUUCAGUCUAAGCCUGCAUUGAUGAUGAAGAGGGUGGCUUUUGGCUGUGAAUUAUCUUUUAUCAUUUCUAUGCAUUCUGCACUAGAGGAGAAAAAUUUAGUUAUGCUUACUAAUGGCAGAAGUGAUUGAGAUGGGGUUUGAAAUUCCACCCACAUUCCUAUAUGUAAGGUGAAUGCCUAGCUGUGAUGAAAGAUUCCUCAUAAUGAAAGGACCAAUUUAUAUUUAUAAUCAAAUAUUCAUUGUGUGUUCAUAUGGCCUUGCACUAUGUUUAGGAAUAGGUGGAAGACACUAGAGGUAAUUUAUUUAGAGGACCAAAUCAUUCCCAUUUAUGCAAAAAUAAUUAUUGCGCCUAGCUAACUUACUUUCUGUUACAAUGCACAUAAAACAAUCCAUUCACUUGGUGACCAAAGUGCAGGACUUCACAUCUUAAAUGGAGCAAUAUCCAAGACUUAACUUGAAAAUAUACAAAGAAUGUUAGAUAUUUAUCUAUAGCUAUAGCUUAAUAGGUCUUAAAAGAUUCGAUAUUAAAACGGAAUGGAAGCUGUUCACAAAACAUGGUAGUGCUUGCGUCCGCAUCAUCCAUGGCAUAUCAGACAAAAGAUUUUGGCCACGUGUGUUUUUCUGUCAUAUGAAUUAGUAGUUGUGACUGACAAAAUGAGCUCAUCUUAUGGUGCUUAGUUUGACAGCAGUUUAGUUUUCUUUUGGUUUUGAGUACUCUUUUAUGUAGAAAUUAUUGUAAACCCUCAAAGGUUCCUUAGUUCAUUUAGUUUCUCUGUAUUCUCCAUCUGUUGCUAAUCUUUGUCCAGCAAAAUGUGUAGUACUUCCAAAGUUGUACUAUUUAAAAGUUGACCUCUCAAUCCAAAGACCACCUUCCACGUUCUGUAUCAGAAACUGAAUGGUAAGAUAUUUAUUAAAAGCAUUUAUUCCUUUUUAACUUG
This is a messenger RNA of Chiloscyllium plagiosum (whitespotted bambooshark), 2007 nucleotides long. It is a transcript of the gene unc119b, whose product is annotated as unc-119 lipid binding chaperone B. Gene Ontology annotation, molecular function: lipid binding. Gene Ontology annotation, cellular component: cilium. Lineage: Eukaryota; Metazoa; Chordata; Chondrichthyes; Orectolobiformes; Hemiscylliidae. Gene Ontology annotation, biological process: lipoprotein transport; nervous system development; cilium assembly. The record is from RefSeq and is a predicted model, not a curated record.